AUGAGGUUAUUCACGGCGUAUUCCCGCCAACACGCCGCCGCCCUGCUCCUCCGCCGCGCACCCGCAGCGCCGUCGGCGGCCGGCAAGAUGAGGAGCUUCCACCACGUUACCGUCGGCCGCAUCAGGACACACGACCUCCUCCCCCGCCGGAGGCCCACGCUGCAGUCGCAGCACGGCUUCUUCACGGCCAGCGACAAGGGCCCCGAGGGAUCCGGCAGCAACGGCAACAACGGCAAGAAAAAGGCAGCUACCACCUCUCUCCCCGUCGCCGUGCUCACUGGCGGGCUUUUUGUUUGGUGGCUGUACCCGUCUGACGACUUUCAGCGCCUAUCGAUCGCGCCGACGGACCAGCAGAGCGCCGCCGCGCGCGGCGGCUCGCCGGAGCAGAAGAAGGCGAACGAGUCGGCGUGGUACAACUUUGCGCUCAAGUUUGAGAACCUGUCCGAUGCCACCGACGUCGAGUGGACCGCUGACAAAAUUGUUGGGUUCAUCCUCCCGGAAUGGUCCAAGGGAGUACCCGGCUAUAUCCGGAAACUCCAGAGAGAGCUGUCCAUGUCACCCGGUUCUCUCGCUGAUGAGAUUUGGCAAGAGGCUCAUGAUCCCUUCAUCAACCCCGAGGUGCAGUACAGCGCCCGGGUGAGGGUGUCCAACGACCUCUGCGAUGAGGAGAAGGAGUUUUUGUCGAGGAGAAAGAUGGUCACGACAAUGGCCUUGGCCAAGUAUCUCGACAUUGACGAGAAGGACGUCCACCCCGAAGACGUCCCCACCAUCGCCAUGUGCGGCUCAGGCGGCGGGCUGAGAGCCCUCGUCGCCGGCACAGGAUCCAUGCUCGCUGCCGAUGAGGACGGACUCUUCGACUGCGUUACUUACACAUCUGGUGUCAGCGGCUCCUGCUGGCUCCAGACGCUGUACCACUCGUCCAUCUCGCACGGCAGCCUCGGCCGCGUCCUGCAGCAUCUCAAGGCCCGGGCGGGCAUCCACAUCGCCUACCCGCCUGUCGCCUUCCAGACUCUCCUGUCUGCGCCGACGAGCAAAUACCUCCUUAGCGGCCUCGUCGAGAAGCUGAAGGGUGAUCCGAACGCCGACUUUGGCCUCGUCGACGUUUACGGCUUACUGUUGGCGGCAAGGUACCUCGUCCCCAGAGGCGACCUCGAAGUGAACGACCGGGACUUCAAACUCUCCAACCAGAGGGAGUACAUCAAGUACGGGCAGAACCCGCUGCCCAUCUACACGGCCGUCCGCCACGAAAUCCCAGACGUCGACGUUGACGGCGCCGUAGGCGCCCCCGCCACCUCGGAGGCAGCCAAGGAGGUUGCAAAGAAGGAGGCCUGGUUCCAGUGGUUCGAGAUCACGCCCUACGAGUUCUUCUGCGAGGAGUUCUCCGCCGGCAUCCCCACCUGGGCCAUGGGCCGCCGCUUCGACAACGGCGUCGACGUGCCCCCCGAGGAGGGCUUCCACCUGCCCGAGACCCGCAUGCCGUUCCUCCUCGGGGUCUUCGGCAGCGCCUUCUGCGCGACCCUCAGCCACUACUACCACGAAAUCAGGCCCCUCGUCCAGAGCCUCACCGGCUUCGGCACCCUCGACGAGAUGAUCUAUGGCUACAACGAGGACCUCAGCAAGGUCCACCCCAUCGACCCCGGCACGGUCGCCAACUUCGCGUACGGCAUGGAGGGCAAGCUGCCCAAGACCGCGCCGAAGAGCAUCUUCGGCACCGAGUACAUCCAGCUCAUGGACGCCGGCAUGUCCAACAACCUCCCCAUCUAUCCGCUCCUCCGCCCCGGCCGCGACGUCGACGUCCUCGUCGCUUUCGACGCCUCCGCCGAUAUGAAGACGGACAACUGGCUCGCCGUCGCCGACGGCUACGCCCGCCAGCGCGGCAUCAAGGGCUGGCCCGUCGGCGUCGGCUGGCCGAAGGCAGGCGAGUCCCCCAAGCAGGUCGACGACGAGCUCAGGAAGGCCGAGGCCGCGUCCUCCACCGAGGCGGACCGCAAGCUCCACGACGCCCAGCAGCACCAGAUCGACCACCAGGCCGAGCACCCGCACCCGACGCCCGACGAGGACACCGCCAAGGGCCAGGCAGUCAAGUUCACCCCGGGCGACCAGGAAUCCGGCGAGCUGGGCUACUGCACCGUUUGGGUCGGCACCACGCAGGAGCGGUCCUCGAAGCCGCCGCCGCCGUCCAAGGCCAUCGACGAGCGCUCCUCGUGGCAGCUGAUGGAGCCCGACGCCGGCAUCGCCAUCGUCUACCUACCCUUCCUGGCCAACCCGAAAGUCCCGGGGAUCAACCCGGGCACGACGGACUACCUCAGCACGUGGAACUUUGUCUACACGCCCGAGCAGAUCGACAACGUCGUCGCGCUGGCGCGGGCCAACUACGCCGAGGGGCGGGAGCAGAUCCGCGGCACGGUAAGGGCGGUCUACGAGCGCAAGAGGAAGCUCAGGCUGGAGCGGGAGGAGAAGGCGAAGAAGGACAGGUACAGGAGACUGGUGCAGAGGGGCAUGGCGCACAAGUUGGGAGAGGGAGAUCAGUUUAGUUGA
Molecule: messenger RNA, 2538 nt
Organism: Colletotrichum gloeosporioides
Lineage: Eukaryota; Fungi; Ascomycota; Sordariomycetes; Glomerellales; Glomerellaceae
Product: Cytosolic phospholipase A2 zeta
Exons: 2
Coding region: 1-2538 (845 amino acids)
Biological process (GO): glycerophospholipid catabolic process
Cellular component (GO): cytosol
Molecular function (GO): A2-type glycerophospholipase activity
Source: RefSeq, a predicted model, not a curated record